Molecule: messenger RNA, 1720 nt
Organism: Vitrella brassicaformis
Lineage: Eukaryota; Vitrellaceae
Source: the annotation of a GenBank genome assembly
GUAUCACUUUUUGAAUCAUCGCUCGAUUGAGUCUGCCAGUCGUGCACGCAUGACUUAAGUGAGAAAGGCACCUGAGCCAUCUUCAUGCACAGAAACACGCACCUUAACCUGUAAACAGCCAGUCACAAAUCAACAGCAUUUCCGCUGACACACUUCCGUUUGGUUGGUACCUGCUUUGCGGCACUCGUCGGCCAUCCUGCCCAUCUCCUUCGAUCCCAACUCCUGCACAGACACACACAUUAGCGGCUGCGGUGCAGGUGGGCAUGGCAUCCCACUUCGAAGCCUCUGGGCAGCCGCCUCAUGUCGUCCAGACACUUGGAUGCAGGCACUGACAACACACACAGAGGAUUCUCGCAGAUGACAGGACGGCUCGUGCGUUUGCUCACCGUCGAUGAUCUCUUCGCCACGGACCACAAAGUGCUUCCACCUGAGCCUCUGCAGCCGCGUGAUGUACUCCAUGCAGCCCUCCUCCGGCCCUUCCACAAUCACCACACCAGGGUAGCCGAUCUUGGAGAAGCCGCCAAGCCGAAGCUCCAACGCCCACCUGACCAAUCGGCACCACUCAGCCAUCCACGAGCAUGAGAUGGCGUCAGCCUUGGCUUACUGGAUGAUGUAUCGCCUCUUGGUCUCUGCUCGGAUGUGGUGGCUGUAGCACACGCGCCUUCCCAGCUGCUGCUGCUGCCUGGCUGGUGGUCGUGCGGCGGCAGACGCCUGUAGCUCCAGCAGCUGCAGCUCUUCUGCCAGUGCAUCAUCGCUCAUAUCGUCUUCCUCAUCAUCAUCCGCCUCGUCGUCAGCCGCCGCCUGUGCCGCCUGCACACAAGCCACACUCGCACAGAGAGACAGACAGACAGACCGACAUGAGCACAGUGAGUCUCAUGAGUGAGUCCAUGUGUGGUACCUACAGCCAACUCUCGACCUCUUCGAUCUCUGUGCGGUGCUCGGCAACGAAAUCGGCCAGUGAAUCCUACGCGAAGAAGGACAAGAGCCACACAAUCUUGCUGCCGACCACCCAUGGCAUGGCUGCCCAUGCUCUCCUACUUUGGCUGACUGGACAAUGUCGACGACGCACUCCUCACCUGCAAGCACAAUGAUCAGCAAGGCCUUAUGUGUGCUUGUUUGCUUGCAAAUCUCUAUUGCUGACACCUCUCUCGGCGCAUUCCCUGGCCCUCUCCUUCAGGGCCUCCUCACACUCAGCCAAUCUGUGUGUGGGCAGGCAAGACGACAGCAGCUCCGCCCGCAGGCUCUUGUGCUGACACGAGCGACACAGAUGAGUCGGCUGUGUGCAGAGGAAAGGCGUCGAACCUGGUUCACCGGGUAGAGGGGUGGCAGAGUGAUGCACAGCUGAGGGCUCUCGCCGUCUGCCUUGAGGUCUUCAUCGAGGAAGCUGACACCGAAGUGAGGUCGUCGGUGCUCUGCUCAUGACUCUUGAUCUUCGCCACUGAGAAGCAGCAACAGACACACACACACAUACAUGCAGCAGAAACAAAGCAUCAUUCAAGAGCCAUCUGCAGUCUGCAGUGAUGUGUGUGCGUCGUUCACACGCCACUUCGUCGAUGAUCAGCUCAUCCGGCCCAGGGUACAUCGAUGUCAACACCUGAACAGACGUGCAGCGGAUGGCCAACUGUAUCAUUGCGUGUGUGCUUCGUUCAUUGCAGGUGUGAUGACUGACCUCAAUCUCUUCGAGCUGUCGACGGCGGCAUGAGCUGUGGUCAGAUCCUUC